AAAGGAACACAUCCAGGAGAUCUUCUCCACUUACGGCAAGAUCAAGAUGAUUGAAAUGCCCAUGCACCGCAUCCACCCUCACCUGUCCAAAGGUUACGCCUACGUGGAGUUCGAGACAGCCGAGGAGGCGGAGAAGGCCCUGAAACACAUGGACGGAGGUCAGAUUGACGGGCAGGAGAUCACCGUCACGGCUGUACUGACUCCCACAGUGCGCCCUCCCCCCCGCAGGCUGUCCCCUCCACGCAGGAUGCUUCCUCCACCAAUGUGGCGACGCACUCCGCCUCGGAUGAGGAGAAGGUCUCGGUCUCCACGGAGACGCUCACCAGUGCGUCGCAGGUCACGGUCACCAGGCCGCCGCCGUCACAGGUCACGCUCCAGCUCCAAUUCUUCCCGUUAAGGGAAGAAACCCCCUCCUCCUCCUCCUCCUCCUUUGCGUCUCCUCUGGAUCUGGUCCUCCGCUGUGUCUUUUUAGUCAGUGUGAACAAACAUUACGGUUAAUCAGAAACCACAUAAUGAGAGCAUGGAUACCAACAUACAGCAUUACUGUAUUCCUGAGUCAGUUAUUUCUCCCAGUGCUUAAAUUAGUAUGAAAUCAGGUGAGCUGAGUGUGUUCACGUCAGACGCUGUCAUCAGCUGGAAUCACAUGUGAUUCUAGCGUCUGUGUUCUUAUCGCUGAACCAGUAAGUUGACGAAUGUCUUUAAGACAAAAUCCACGUGGUACAGCCAAAAUGUUCACUUUUAAAUUUGAGUUACUGAUUUUAAAUGGUGCUGCUGUUUAUAUAUAUCAGUAUUGCGUUCAACAUUUGUCUGGCAUUAGUUCUUACAGGAAAUCGUAAUUACAAAGGCAGCUACACAAGCGAGUCACGCCAUGUUUAAGUCCCUCUCCAGACACGUUGUAAAGUGUGUGAAAAUACUUCAUGCCGAUAUUUUGUUUAACAUCUGAAAAUGCUGGAAGAUCUACCGUUUCUCUGUCAGUCACUUAAAACUUGGUCUUACUAGAAUAAAGUUUGGAAACUGAUAGCCUUGAAAAAGGAAAUAAAACCAUUAAUCUUAAUUUAUGUUUAUUUUAUAUCUAAGUGUUAAGUUAACUUUAAUUUGAACUAUAUUUACUUAAUUUUGGGGAGUUGUCGCAACUUAAAAAUGACAAGUGGCAUAACCUUGUUCUUUCUUAGUGUUGGCAACAUCAGUAAACCAAGUGAAGUUUGAAGAUCUGCGAGUUUUGUUCAGUUAACAUGUAUACAGAUAUGAGAGUACAGAUAUAAAGCACAGCAAACCUGGUUUACUGAAGUUGCUAAAACUUUCAAGAUUGAUUUUAAUUAAACUUGUCAUUUUUAACUUGAUACAACUUCAUAAAGUUAAGCAAAUCUUUGGUUGUGAAAUUUUUUUUUAGUGAAUGAGGGUUUUCGAUACCAGUAAGCAGUGUGUGUCCGCUUUAGCAGAUAUCUGAUUAAGACAGUCAUUAUUACAUUGAAAUUACAAAGAGGUCAAAUGA
Plectropomus leopardus (leopard coralgrouper) is the source of this 1492-nucleotide messenger RNA. The record is from RefSeq and is a predicted model, not a curated record. Lineage: Eukaryota; Metazoa; Chordata; Actinopteri; Perciformes; Serranidae.